Molecule: messenger RNA, 1440 nt
Organism: Asterias rubens (European starfish)
Lineage: Eukaryota; Metazoa; Echinodermata; Asteroidea; Forcipulatida; Asteriidae
Product: ester hydrolase C11orf54 homolog
Exons: 8
Coding region: 107-1045 (312 amino acids)
Cellular component (GO): nucleus
Molecular function (GO): zinc ion binding; hydrolase activity, acting on ester bonds
Source: RefSeq, a predicted model, not a curated record
AGUACACACACGCACACAGAACACACACACCCUUCGUAAUCGUAACAACUAGGGUUCUGUUCUGUAGAGUAGUCUUUUAAAUUUUAGUGUGAUUUUCAGAUUGAAUAUGAAUCUUCCUGUGGAGAAACAAGCUUUGCAUGUGCCAGAACUUCAAGAAUUAGCUGAAGUAUUACAAGACGGUUUGCAGUCUCAUUUUGAGACGAUUGCAGUCAGUGUUGUUGAUUGUCCAGAUAUGACUCAGAAGCCCUUCACGCUUGCAGCGCCAGGUUUAUGCGGGAGUCCAAGACUCGUUGAUGUGGGAGGGGUGCCAAAUAUACAUCCUCUACCAAGGUUUGAAAAGAUCUAUGAUUUAGAGAAAUUAGCCGAGCUAGCUGAACUACCAGGUGCUUUUAUGAUUGGUGCAGGAGCAGGUCCGUUUAAACAUGUUGGAGUUAACAGUGAGUUGAUGCCAAACCUCGUUGCUGCAAGUUCCACCAAAGAACAGAUCAACUGUACUCACGACAUGAAAAUAGAUGUCAAUGAUGGAACACCAGUCUUAGAGAAAUGCUCAAGUACGGAGUGCGCCCUCAUGGUCAACCUUCUUUGCUCUGAAGGCAAACCCGGAAAGGUUCUAGAAGUCAAAGCAAGCAAGAGGACAUCGGAGAAGGAUUUUGUGGCUGCCAUGAGGGAAGUACUAAAAGCCAGAUACGGUGAUAAACCAGUAGGGCUUGGAGGAAGCUUCCUGAUUGAGAAGGGAAAAGCAUGGCUGCAUAUAAUGCCGGAUUUUUGUAAGAGUCCAAUCACCAGUAUAAAAGAGAACGAAGCCUGGCUGAAGUUUUAUGACUUUGAUGCACCAAUCAUCUGCCUUAGUGUCUUCUAUUCCACUGAUCCGGGUCUUGACCUACGUAUAGAGCACACACAUUGUUUCAGUCACCAUGGCGUAGGCGGACAUUAUCACCACGACACCACACCAGAUGAUGUUGUCUACAGGGGUUAUUUCAUUCCAGCUGAGAGCGUUUAUCGAGUGGAUAGACCCGAGGAGCAGUGGAUACCUACAGAUAAAUAAAUAUCUCUUCGGUAAUAGCUUAACAGCUAUCCUUCACCAAUCUUGAACUCUUGGUGGCAGCAAACACUAUGGUGGUACCUGGAAAAUUUCCUAACCAGCAUUCUUUUGUACAAGUGAUUUGCAAACUAAAAGUCCAUUCAUAAAUACCCCAGACAGUUUCUCUACUCCUAUUGGUGGAGAGCGCGUCACGUGGGGGUGUUUAAACCUUUGAUAAUGACCAGCUGGAGCUGUUUAUAACAAGCUGGCUUCUGAGUGUCGGGCACGCAAGAUUAUCAUGCGGAACGCAAUUCAUAGCUAUAGUAACAGCGCAUAAUCUAAGUGCGCGCGCGUAAUCUAAGCGCGCAGGCGUACACACAACCCACGCGCAUCAAAAAGAUUCUUCACAAAGUUUUGGA